AUUUUUUCAGGACAGGGUUUCUCUGUGUAUCCUUGGCUGUCCUGCAACUCUUUGUCUGUAGACCAGCCAGGCUUGGAAUUUGCAGUGAUCUUCCUGCCUCUGCCUCCUGAGUGCUGGGAUUAAAGCUAUACACACCCAGUUUGGCAGGCUUUUUAUUAUAGGGUUUAAAUAAAUUCCUUUGAGUUUGGGUUAUUUCAAAAUAUCUUGCAUUGUAAUCAUUGGGUAAUGGUAACUUUGAAUGUGUCAGGAGAUUAUAGUGAAUAUAUAAUAUAAAACAAAGUACUGGUCUCAUUUCCUGUAUAGUCCAAGACAGUCUCAGUGUCUUUCAGUUUUUGUUGAUGAAAGUCGUCCUUUGCCAUGUGAAAUGCUCAUCUGAAUAUUUGAGUUAUACUAACUUGUAUUGUAUUGUCUUAUAUUAGAGGUGUAUUUUUAAAGUCUUUGGGUAUACAUUAAAGGGCUUACUUAAUAUGAAAGUAGUAUAAUUUAUUUACAUUUGAAAAAAAUCCUGUUUUUCUUGUUUUGUGCAGUUGGGAGUUUAAAUGAAUCAUACCAUGCUUUAGAUUGGUUACCCAUGGUUAAAAUCAAAUGCCAGGUUUUCAUUGAUUGCUACUUUGGUAAUAAAUAUGAUAAAGCAGUGAUGGGGGCUUUGUUGACCAAAUGACGAUUGAUGGUGUUUUUCUCAGUAUAGAGAACAAAGAAUGAAAUAAUCUGUUAUUAAUGUAAACUACCUUAGAAUCCACCUCUGUGGUUGAUACAGAUGCAGUGUUUGUUCUUUGGAUGAUGUGAGGUGGUUGAUAUUUGUAAAUUGAAAACUUGAGAUUUUGGAUUUGGAUUUUGAUGGAAAUAUGUUUGAAGACUUGAAACUGGAUUAUGGAUUUUACAUUUUCUUGGAUUUAACAUAAUUACGUUUGGUAGUGAAACUAAAAUGAAUUACUUGGUUGAUGGAGUGUCCUGGUUUUGACCAAUAGGGUACAGUACAGGACUGUUUUAGUUUUUGGACGUGUGGAUGUGCUUGGUUACUUGUCUGCAUGGGAGAGAGAGAACACUUUGUUGCAUUUGUAAUUUUGUUUCUAUAGACCUCGUGCUCCCAUCUGGAGGGGGUUUGUCUUUGACAGUUGAUAAUUGGCUGGUAGAUUCGGCCUAUUUAAGUGAAGGACUAGUGAUUGAGGAAAUGUGAGUGUACUUAGAAUUCGAUUUCAAACAUGAGUGAAAGGGUUCUUUUGGUUUUGGAGUUGAGGUUGAGUGUUUGAUUUAAAGGUGACCAAGGUUGGUGUAAAUUCUUGAAUUCGAAGUUAUUAAUUCUGCCCAAAUAUAUGUAAGAAGUAAAUAUGUUUGAUGUGUGGCAUUUCCAAGAUUAAUGGUUUACAAAGAAGUUUGUUUCUUCUGGGGGAAAAUGGUUGUAUUAACUUUUGCUCUACUGCAGUUGAACACUAGGGAGGCGCUCUUGAGUUGUAAAAAAUUACCCCUUCCUUCCAGUUGAGAUGGAAAAUUCCCCCUUAAUCUUUAGAUGUUUUUAGGCACCAUAAAGAAGGCAAGAGUUGAUUUAAUUUAUGGUGUUGCAAUGUUGCGUCUAUCUACAAGCCAUUUACCCAUGCUGGGGUGUUAAUUUUUUUAAAGAUUAGUACUUAAACUGAGCUUUAGAGCCUCUAGAAAUUAUCUUUAUUUCAAAAUGGCUUGAUAAAACUCCACUUCCUGUCCAGGGAGGAAGUUAUUUUAGCUCAAGGACUGAAAUAUUUAGCAGAUCUUUAGACAAAAGGAACAAAUUACAUUUCUCUCUGGCUUAAAAAGGGUGCUUGAGCCAGAGGGGGUUAAGAAGCCCUUCCCCCUCCUCCUGAUGGAGUGGUCUGGAGGGGCAGGGAGGUGUGGAGUUGGGGGUCUUAAGGCUCUCUUGGAUGGAGAAUCUGGUUCUUUUUCUUUCUUUUUUUUUUUUUUUUUGGUGGAGAUGAAGGGGUGGGUCUAUGGUACAUCACCUGAGUUGUGGGGUAAAUGUAGAGAGUGUCAAUCAAAGGCAGAGCUCUCAGAGCUGGGAAGGAGGCUCUAGAUGGCGGCUGUGCCUUAGAGAGAGCGCGCUUUGCUCCCUGCUUCGGUUCACUUUACGCAACUUUCCCUAACUUUCGGGCAGCCUCAGGGGGCCCCCGCAGCCCCCUGCCUCUUCUAGUGACUUACUGGGGUCGAUGCGAACCUUUUUUUGGGAGAAUAGCUGCUUUUAGGAGCUUUCUUUUCGUGCCUUGUUGGAAGAAGCUGCCGUAUUGAGAGCCCAGGUCGUUGUUUUUUCCAGCUUAGAAGCCAUGGCGCACCUCCAUUUUUGUGCGCUCUCCUAAUGAGGUUUUUUUUUCCCCUUCCGGACCUGUUUUAGUAUUAAUUAUUGCUUUAUUUUUUGACAAGUCAACAUAUUUGAGGAUUAUUUCAUUUACUUUUUGUUUUUUAACGGAGAAUUUUGCGUUUUUAAAAAUUAUUUUGGAUCGGAUAUUUUUCUACUACUAGAUAGGACUCUUGCUUUGGACCUACUACAUGGAUCAGGUAAGUCCAUGAUAAUCAGUGAUAAUUUUUAAAAAAUUAAUGUUGAACUUGGCUUUAUUUACUGUAAAUAUGAGAAAUUCCUGGAUGACGCAAUAAGAUAGAGAGAUUGUUAUUUGUAUCCAGUGUGUUACUUUUGAGAAACUUUCCUUAUUGAUAGCGAUGCUUCUGUCGUUCAGUUUAUCCCCCACUCAUUUUAAAACGGAAAAAUAGAAAUAUUUUGUUUUUCUGGUGUUUAUCGUUGUUGCAUUACAUGAAUAUCGCUAACAUCGUCAGGACUUUGUUCCUGAUAAUAAAACCAUCCGCAGAAGCUGGGACCUCACCUUUCUUUCAACUUUUGACAGUAAAUACCUGGGCACAGGACUUCAAAGCAAACACAGAUUCCCCCUCCCCCUUAAUAUUUAAGAAUUAAAAGAUGAUGAGAAAUAAGGACAAAAGCCAAGAGGAGGACAGUUCGCUACACAGCAAUGCAUCGAGGUAUGAGCUAUCAACUUUCUUUCUUUCUUUCUUUUUUUUUUUUCUUUCGGGAAACCUCAGCUUACACUUGUUUACUUUGACAGACAUGGAUUGCUGUCUGUAUUUCAAGAAUUUUCUAACUUAGGUUGGUUUUUAAAGCGUGACCUUGAGAUUGCUAACAUGCCACACCCUGAUUUUUUUGGUAUCAAUUUAUGAAAGUUGAGUUGUGACUUAAGGCCUCUUACAGCAUUCAGAAGGUAAGGUACUUUUCUCCGGAGGGGCCUUUCCUAGAAACUGUAGUUUUUCUGUCAGUAAAUUUUCAGGUUUUAGGUUUUCAUGCUGCAGAAAAAUGACCUUGUCUGUUUAGCCAUUGCUGCAUUGCACCAUUUUACAUACAAGGCAAAUUUUUUUCUUUGAAGAAUCUGGGAUAUUCAAACUUGUAACCGAGGGCCAUAGAGCAGCCUGGUAGUAGUAAAUUAUAGUAAAUAGACAUUUGAGAAAGUUAUAUGAAUGAAAAAAUGUACAUUUAAAAACGCAAUCACAAAUAGGACCCCUUGACUGAUGCCUUUCAGUUUAUAUUUUUGAUUGUUUCGUUUGAUACACGUGACAAUUAAAAUUUUUUUUAUGACUUAUCAAAACCUUAAUAAAUAGUUCCUGAGAUCAUUAAAUCUGUAACCACAAAAAUCUUGGAAUGCUAUUAAUACUUAAGCUUUGUGUUUGUUACUAUGACAAUGUAAUUGUAUUUUUUUAUGCUUAAAAUGUCACAAGGUUUAUGUUGGUGUGUUAAGACAGUCCUUUCUGGUUGACAAUUGUAUUUUAUUUUACCCUUAUGUUUUAGUUGGUGCUGUUUUAAAUGUAUCCAUUUAUUUUGACAGUGUCCUGUAAUGCUUUCUCUUCUGAAGCUUUUUAAUGUGCUGUUUGUUUAAAUCAUGAUUUCUCUUUCAUUCUUUGAAGUAGCUUAUCAGUGGCUGAAGUAAUAAAGCAUAUAAGAUAUUUUUUGUUGUAUGACUGUAUCUUUACGUUAAUUUAAAAAUGUGAAUGCAUUUCUGGAUGUGUUCUUUAGAAUUGUCAUGUCAUAGUUUUAAAAUCAUGCAGCUAACAAGAAUGAUUGGUAUAUGAUCCAAUUUUGAUUUUACUUUAUAAUUUUGCAUAAAAUUUUUUUAAAAUUAGCUUUUAAAUUUUGAAGUGUGGAAUAUAGUUUAUGACAAAUUGAUGAAUUUACUCUUUACUAAAAAUAUUUUGAGCCUUGCUUUAAAAAAUACAUUUCCAAAUUUCUAUACAAAUUGAGUAGUUACAAUUUUGGAUAUCUUUUAAGUUGCUUUUGUAAUUAUUGGGUCAAGAACAGAAAGCUUCUAAUGCAAAACUAAUUUUCUGGAAAGUCACAUUUUGAAGGUAUAGUAUAUAGGAAGCUUCAGAUAUAUUUGACAGUUAUGAAAGACCCAGUAUUAAACUUGUUACUCCCUUGAGUAUAUGAUUUGCAUAUUCUCACCAGGGUUUUGGCUUUCUUAUGCAAGGUUUUUUGUUUCAUGAUCAGACUGCUCUAACUCUUAAGUGAUGUCUUUGAAUAAACUUUACCCAGAAUUAUCUGGGUAAUAACUUGGGCAUUGUGAUGCAUUUAAUUCCUUUAGUCAAAACAAGAAGCAGGUUUUUACUGUUUUUUGCCAAGUAUACCUUAAAUCAUACAGUUGAUGAAUGUCCAGAAUACUCCAGACUCGUUCAAGAUGGAGUUACUUUUAAAUUACUGUUACUCUUAAGUUAUAUACAUUAUUAAUGCAUGUAUACAGUUAUGACAUUACUUCCUUUAAAGAUUGUAAAGUUUAAAGAAUGUUUGUGUUUUGUGUGAUGAUAUUUCUCCGGAGUUGAAAUUUAUGCUGCCCUUGUGUAGCUAGCUGUUCCUGUGUCAUCCAGCAGGCUGACACUAUAGAGAAUUAAUUUUUGAAAUAAUAGUGUUUAGGGAACACAACUAAAGCACCACCUUUGCAGCCUGAUACUGCAGGGAUUGAGAGGAAUUGCUUUCAGAUCAAAUACAUUUUGUAACGAGAAUCACUUGAGAGACUGGGAUCAGCAAAAGUUUUAAGUUUAAGUCUUCCUGUUUUUGAAGCAAGCACUAUACUUUUAAAAUAGUGAUUAUGUGUAUUGCAUUUUUUAAAGUUAAUGCAGAAGUCUAAUGUGCUUUUAUAUCACGUAUUUUGGAGAUAAGUUUUUACGUUUUAGAAUGCAAUUGUAAACAUUUCACAUCUGUAAAUUUUUAAAUACAGUAGUCUUAGUGAUGGACAUAUAAAGUAUGCCAAACACUUAAGUUAUAUCCAGGAACGGAAGGAAACCAGGGGGGAAGGAAUGCACAUGUUCUAGCACAUGGUAUUUCUAAAUUGAAAAUUAAAUAUCUAUCUAAAAAUUGUCUUGCCUUUGAGCCAUAUUUUGGUAUCCUGAGGUGUGGGUAAAUCUUAACGUUUUUCGCUAGCCUUGUAAGGCAGGGAUGAUUAGAAAAGGCAUGUGCAGUGUUUGUGUACUGGAACAGGCAGUUUUAAGUGGCAGCCAUUUUAUGACGCUGCUAAUAAUACUUUUAAAAAAUCGAAUUUUUCAGAAGGCUGAAAACAAACCUAAUAUCAGAACAUCCCUUUCCCCACGUUCCCAUAAGUACUCUGAUGAUGAAAUAAAAGGCAGCUCGGUAGUUGGCCCAGGCAGCAGUUCUCGGAGGCCUGGCAUCUUGGUGCAAGUCCAGCUCAGUCACAAAAUGGCUGUUCCUUUGUGCCGCAGCGCUGACAGACAUACUGCAUUGCACUGUGUACUCGCCAAACAGCAGGAAGUUGCUGUGCGGAGUUCAAAGGCCGGCCGGCGCUGGCGGCGGGUGCUGAUUGGCUGUGUGAGCGCCUGGUAACAGCAGGGUCAACGGUGGCGCCGUCGGGCUGGUCCCGCCCCUUGACGUCAGACGGAGUGGGCGGGAGAACGCGGUGACGCGUGGCCUCGUGCGUCGGUCUGCUGCUUCCUCUAUGGGCUCGGCUAGCGCCGGGGGCGGGGCAGAAGAAGGGAAUUUUGGUCGGGACUUUCCGGUGGGCGGCUUCUUUCCGGACCGAUUUGGAUCCUUGCAGUCUUUAGGCCUGGCGUGUAGUGGUCCACACCACACCCUAGUGUGUUCCCGAGCCCGUUCUUGGAAUGUUUAUCCUCUUUUGGAGAAAAGACACAGUAAUCGUAAAUCUCCAAGUAGUAGUACGCUAGUUUUUUUUUUUAUUUACAGUUUCGCCUUUUCAAAAAAAAAUUUUUUUUAAUGUUCCGGUGCGUUUUCUCCCGUUUAGUCCCUCGUUCUGUGUAAAGAGAUUAGUGAGUUUCAUUUUGUUCCCAUUGGUUGAAAGCAGUUCAGUGUGAGUGUAAUGUUUUUAAUUCAAAGGCCUUAACGGGUGUUUAAGCUCUGUCAUACAUGGCUCAUAAACCAAGGGAAGAACAUUUGAGCUUGUCCCCGUGCAUUUUCACUUGGUAUCAAACAUUUUCUCAAUUGACAUUUGAGGAAGAAAAACUCAGUCGUUCAGCUUCUGAAGAAGCGUCGGGGUCAGACUCAGGCAGUCAGUCGGAAAGUGAGCAGGGCAGUGAGCCCGGAAGUGGACAUGGCAGCGAGUCCAAUAGCAGUUCGGAAUCUUCUGAGAGCCAAUCAGAGUCUGAGAGUGAAUCGGCAGGUUCCAAAUCCCAGCCAGUCCUUCCGGAAGCCAAAGAGAAGCCUGCCUCUAAGAAGGAACGGAUAGCUGAUGUGAAGAAGAUGUGGGAAGAAUAUCCUGAUGUUUAUGGGGUUAGGAGGUCAAAUCGAAGCAGACAAGAACCAUCACGAUUUAAUGUUAAGGAAGAGGCAAGUAGCGGGUCUGAGAGUGGGAGUCCGAAAAGAAGAGGCCAGAGGCAGCUGAAAAAACAAGAAAAAUGGAAACAGGACCCCUCAGAAGACGAACAGGAACAGGGAACCAGUGCAGAGAGUGAGGCAGAACAAAAGAAAGGAAAAGCUAGAAGACCCGUCCCUAGAAGAACAGUGCCCAAACCUCAAGUUAAAAAGCAACCUAAGAUUCAGCGUGGAAAGAGGAAAAAACAAGAGUCUUCAGACGACGACGACGAUGAUGAUGAAGCUCCCAAAAGGCAGACUCGACGAAGAGCUGCUAAAAAUGUGAGUUACAAAGAAGAUGAUGACUUUGAGACUGAUUCAGAUGAUCUCAUUGAGAUGACUGGAGAAGGAGUUGAUGAACAGCAAGAUAAUAGUGAAACUAUUGAAAAGGUCUUAGAUUCAAGACUGGGAAAGAAAGGAGCCACUGGAGCAUCUACCACUGUGUAUGCUGUUGAAGCUAAUGGAGAUCCUAGCGAUGACUUUGACACGGAGAGGGAGGAAGGAGAAGUCCAGUACCUUAUCAAGUGGAAGGGCUGGUCUUAUAUUCACAGCACAUGGGAGAGUGAAGAAUCCUUACAGCAACAGAAAGUGAAGGGCAUAAAGAAACUGGAGAAUUUCAAGAAGAAAGAGGAUGAGAUCAAGCAAUGGCUAGGGAAAGUUUCUCCUGAAGAUGUUGAAUAUUUCAGUUGCCAACAGGAGCUGGCAUCAGAGUUGAAUAAGCAGUAUCAGAUAGUAGAGAGAGUAAUAGCUGUGAAGACAAGUAAAUCUACCCUGGGCCAAACAGAUUUCCCAGCUCACAGUCGGAAGCCAGCACCUUCAAAUGAGCCUGAGUAUCUGUGCAAGUGGAUGGGACUACCCUACUCAGAGUGCAGCUGGGAAGAUGAAGCCUUGAUUGGAAAGAAAUUCCAGAAUUGUAUUGACAGCUUCCACAGUCGAAACAACUCCAAAACCAUUCCCACAAGAGAAUGCAAGGCUCUAAAGCAAAGACCGAGAUUUGUAGCUUUGAAGAAGCAGCCAGCUUACCUAGGAGGAGAGAAUCUGGAGCUCCGAGACUAUCAGCUGGAGGGCCUCAACUGGCUUGCUCACUCCUGGUGCAAAAGUAACAGUGUAAUCCUUGCUGAUGAAAUGGGCCUAGGAAAGACCAUCCAGACCAUAUCGUUUCUCUCCUACCUGUUCCACCAGCACCAGCUCUAUGGGCCUUUUCUUAUAGUUGUUCCCUUGUCCACCCUUACCUCAUGGCAGAGAGAGUUUGAGAUCUGGGCACCAGAGAUUAAUGUCGUGGUUUACAUUGGUGACCUGAUGAGCAGAAAUACGAUAAGGGAAUAUGAGUGGAUUCAUUCUCAAACCAAAAGGUUGAAGUUCAAUGCACUUAUAACAACAUAUGAGAUCCUCCUAAAAGAUAAGACCGUGCUGGGCAGUAUUAACUGGGCCUUCCUGGGAGUAGAUGAAGCCCAUCGGUUGAAGAAUGAUGACUCUUUAUUGUAUAAAACUCUGAUUGAUUUCAAGUCCAACCAUAGGCUACUGAUCACGGGCACCCCUCUUCAGAAUUCCCUCAAGGAGCUUUGGUCCUUGCUGCACUUUAUUAUGCCGGAGAAGUUUGAGUUCUGGGAAGAUUUUGAAGAAGACCAUGGAAAAGGGAGAGAGAAUGGCUACCAGAGUCUUCAUAAGGUACUAGAGCCUUUUCUUCUUCGAAGAGUCAAAAAAGAUGUGGAGAAAUCCCUUCCUGCCAAAGUGGAGCAGAUUCUCAGGGUGGAGAUGUCAGCCCUUCAGAAACAGUAUUAUAAAUGGAUCCUGACCAGGAAUUACAAGGCUCUUGCCAAAGGAACAAGAGGCAGCACAUCUGGCUUCCUUAAUAUUGUGAUGGAGCUGAAAAAGUGCUGCAACCACUGUUACCUGAUCAAAGCUCCCGAGGACAGCGAGAGGGAGAGCGGCCAGGAGGUCCUUCAGUCUCUAAUUAGGAGCAGUGGGAAGCUGAUCCUGUUAGACAAACUGUUGACAAGACUCCGAGAAAGGGGAAACAGAGUCCUUAUCUUCUCUCAGAUGGUGAGGAUGUUGGAUAUCCUGGCUGAGUACCUGACUAUCAAACACUAUCCUUUCCAGCGCCUGGAUGGUUCUAUCAAGGGAGAAAUCCGAAAACAGGCAUUGGAUCACUUCAAUGCAGAUGGGUCUGAGGACUUCUGUUUCCUGCUCUCCACACGGGCUGGCGGCCUGGGAAUCAAUUUGGCUUCAGCGGACACAGUCGUCAUCUUUGACUCUGACUGGAACCCGCAGAACGACUUGCAGGCACAAGCCCGAGCACAUAGAAUCGGUCAGAAGAAGCAGGUGAAUAUUUACCGCCUGGUUACAAAAGGGACUGUGGAAGAGGAGAUCAUAGAACGGGCCAAAAAGAAGAUGGUAUUGGACCAUCUGGUGAUUCAGCGCAUGGAUACCACUGGCAGGACGGUUCUUGAAAACAACUCAGGAAGAUCCAACUCAAAUCCUUUUAAUAAAGAAGAGCUGACAGCUAUUUUGAAAUUUGGAGCAGAGGAUCUCUUCAAAGAAAUUGAAGGAGAGGAGUCAGAGCCUCAGGAAAUGGAUAUAGAUGAAAUUUUGCGUUUAGCUGAAACCAGAGAGAAUGAAGUGUCAACUAGUGCGACAGAUGAGCUGCUCUCACAGUUUAAGGUUGCCAACUUUGCAACGAUGGAAGAUGAAGAGGAGCUAGAAGAGCGUCCUCACAAAGACUGGGAUGAAAUCAUUCCCGAAGAGCAAAGGAAAAAAGUGGAGGAGGAAGAACGGCAGAAGGAGCUGGAAGAAAUUUAUAUGCUGCCUCGGAUUCGCAGUUCCACUAAAAAGGCUCAGACAAAUGACAGUGAUUCAGACACUGAGUCUAAGAGGCAGGCCCAGAGGUCUUCUGCUUCUGAGAGUGAGACGGACGACUCUGAUGAUGAUAAGAAGCCAAAGCGAAGAGGGCGCCCCCGAAGUGUGCGCAAAGACCUUGUGGAGGGCUUCACGGAUGCCGAGAUCAGAAGGUUCAUCAAGGCUUAUAAGAAGUUUGGUCUCCCUCUUGAAAGGCUAGAGUGCAUAGCACGUGAUGCUGAGCUAGUUGAUAAGUCUGUGGCAGACUUGAAACGCCUGGGGGAGCUGAUUCAUAAUAGCUGUGUGUCGGCAAUGCAGGAAUAUGAGGAGCAGCUGAAAGAAAACACCAGUGAAGGGAAAGGACCAGGCAAGAGAAGAGGCCCAACAAUCAAGAUCUCUGGGGUUCAGGUGAACGUGAAGUCCAUUAUCCAACACGAAGAAGAGUUUGAGAUGCUGCAUAAAUCUAUCCCUGUGGACCCUGAGGAAAAAAAAAAGUACUGCCUAACCUGCCGAGUCAAAGCAGCACAUUUUGACGUCGAGUGGGGCGUGGAGGACGAUUCUCGUCUGUUGCUUGGAAUCUAUGAACAUGGCUAUGGAAAUUGGGAGCUAAUUAAGACAGACCCAGAGCUAAAGCUAACUGAUAAAAUUCUACCAGUGGAGACGGAUAAAAAGCCUCAGGGUAAGCAGCUGCAGACCAGAGUGGACUACUUGCUGAAGCUGCUCAGGAAGGGUCUGGAGAAGAAGGGCACCGUGGCCAGCGGAGAGGAGGCCAAACUAAAGAAGCGGAAACCUCGAGUAAAGAAGGAGAACAAAGCCCCCAGGCUGAAGGACGAGCACGGGCUGGAGCCGGUGUCGCCUCGACACUCCGACAACCCAUCUGAAGAGGGGGAAGUGAAGGAUGAUGGUCUAGAAAAAAGUCCAACGAAAAAAAAGCAGAAGAAGAAAGAGAACAAGGAGAACAAAGAGAAACCAGUGAGCUCUCGGAAGGACAGGGAAGGAGACAAAGAGAGGAAGAAGUCCAAAGACAAGAAAGAGAAGGUUAAAGGUGGUGAUGCCAAGUCUUCAAGUAAAUCAAAGCGAUCUCAGGGUCCUGUGCACAUUACAGCAGGAAGUGAACCUGUUCCCAUUGGGGAGGACGAAGAUGAUGAUCUGGACCAGGAAACCUUCAGCAUUUGUAAGGAGAGGAUGAGGCCUGUGAAGAAGGCACUGAAACAGUUGGACAAACCUGACAAAGGGCUCAGUGUGCAAGAACAGCUGGAACACACCAGGAACUGCCUGCUCAAAAUUGGAGAUCGCAUAGCCGAGUGCCUUAAAGCUUACUCAGACCAGGAGCACAUCAAAUUGUGGAGGAGGAACCUUUGGAUUUUUGUUUCCAAGUUUACAGAAUUUGAUGCACGAAAACUACAUAAGUUAUAUAAGAUGGCUCAUAAGAAAAGAUCUCAAGAAGAGGAGGAACAAAAGAAGAAAGAUGAUUCGCUUGGUGGUAAGAAACCAUUUCGACCAGAGGCCUCGGGCUCAAGCCGGGAUUCUCUGAUAUCUCAGUCCCAUACCUCACACAACCUUCAUCCUCAGAAGCCUCAUUUGCCUGCCUCCCAUGGCCCACAAAUGCAUGGACAUCCAAGAGAUAACUACAGUCACUCCAACAAGAGACACUUUAGUAAUGCAGAUCGAGGAGACUGGCAGAGGGAAAGAAAGUUCAACUAUGGUGGUGGUAACAGCGCCCCCUGGGGGGGCGACCGGCACCAUCAGUAUGAGCAGCAUUGGUAUAAAGACCACCACUAUGGUGACCGGAGGCAUAUGGAUGCCCACCGUUCUGGGAGCUACCGCCCUAACAACAUGUCCAGAAAGAGGCCGUAUGAGCAGUACAACAGCGACCGAGACCACCGGGGACACAGAGACUAUUAUGACAGGCACCAUCAUGACUCCAAGCGGAGGAGGUCAGAUGACUUCAGGCCCCAGAAUUAUCACCAGCAGGAUUUCCGACGAAUGUCUGACCACAGACCCAUGGGUUACCAUGGCCAGGGACCCUCAGACCAUUAUCGCUCUUUCCACACAGACAAGUUGGGGGAAUAUAAGCAGCCCAUGCCUUCAUUGCACACUGCGCUCUCAGACCCACGCUCACCCCCUUCCCAGAAAUCUCCCCAUGAUUCCAAAUCACCCUUGGAUCAUAGGUCUCCUUUGGAGAGAUCACUAGAACAGAAAAACAACCCAGAUUAUAACUGGAAUGUUCGGAAAACAUAAAGGACCACUCCUGAAGACAGGGAGAGCGCGGGAGUCAUCAAGCACUUGGGCGUUCUGGUCCGAUGCAGCCAUGGCCAGUGGUCAGGCUGCUGAGCCGAGUUUCUGGAUACGCUGCUGCUGCUGCUGCUGUUGAAUCCACUGACUUGGCAGCUGAAGGAGCACUUGAAGGAGUUGGAGGCUUUCGUCUGCUGCUUUGGUUCGGUCUCCACUCCUGCACUUUGGCCCCCCCACCCAUCCUAGCCUAUCAUGGCCUCCCACCCCCAUGGGUGCUAGGAGGAGGUGACUUUAUAUACCAGCUUCAUUGGGCUGCUUCCUCUGAAGGAAUUCUUGAGAGUCAGUGAAUGUUCUAUCAGCAUGAGUGACCAGGGCAAGGACCUGCUGGACAGUGUGUGAUUGGUUCACCAUGACACGAGGGACGAUGCUCAUGGGAAGUGGGGGCACAGGGUGGGUUUCACACUGCAAGACUUGAAAGGGGAACAGGUAUACCCCUUAGCCCUUAGCUGUGUUCUUGGGAGAAAUGAUACACUUGGUCUCAUUAUGUGAAGCGGGGUGGGGAUAACGAGACAGGAAAAUGACCACCAUGGUGGUCUGCUCCCUGCCAACACUAAUGUUCCCCACACUAUCUUUGUACAUUUCAGAGGUUUGGUCUUCUGGGUGGCGUCCGUUUCCCCUUGCUGUAAGGGAAAGCUGGAUCCCUCUGGCUGACUUAGAGUACUGUGACUUGGGCAUUGCUAAUGCCAGCGUGGGGUUUGCUUGUUUGGGGAGUGGGCUAAGUGGGUGUAGGGGUGGAGAUGGGGGUGGGGAUAUUAUAGCCAGGAAAAUAGGAAUCCCUGGUGGGUUUCUGAUUCCUGUGCUGAGAAGGAGAGUCACAGGUCCUGGAGAUAGAAAUGGAGGUGGCCUGCUGAUGAGAUACCUGCUGGUGAGCCCUGAUAUGGGACAUACGUGCAGAUAGGGGGCAGGGUUCGUUUACAGUGCCAGCAAGCAUGGAGUUGUCAGUAUUGGAGUGAGUCGGUGAAUUGUAGCUGCAUCUUGGUUCCUUUACACAGCUUGAAGGGGCAGCCUGCACAGACUGAAAUAUCGUGACAGUUGAGAUGUGGUCAGGUGAAAAGCUACAUCUCCAUUACAAGUUGGAACUCAGUAGAAUCAAACCUCGCUACUUUAAGAUCUGUAGAAAUAAACCUAAGUUAAUUUCCCCCAAAUCACGAGCAUCCGUGAUGGGGUAGCCAAGCUGUUAAGGCGGCAGGAGGCUGGUCAGCGUCAGGUUGGGUUGGGUUGGGUUGUGGGACAGAUGGGUUUUAUCAUUGAAUGGCUCUUCUCAGUGUAUGGAUACUGGGCUGGGCCUUGGGUUUUACUCACUUUCAGUAUAGCUUGCCAGUAUUGUUAAGGUAUCCAAAGCCUUUCUAGAUGGAGACAGGAAUGUUGACUUGAACAUAUGUUAGGUGUGCCUCUGGAAGAGUCCAGGCUUAUUCUGAGUUGUUGAAAAGUCUUGUUUGGACUUCUGCAGGGUUUGACUCCCUGGACACUCUGGGUGGGGUGGUCAUCCAGGCACCAGGCACAUCCAGGUGGGGAGGCAUUAAUGACCUCCCCAGGACAGGCAUGAGUUGUGUCCUGAGUGGAACAUCUGGCCAUGCAUGGAUGUGAUGGGCCAUUGCUUUCACUGCUUUAGAGCACCACAGACCUGACUGUUGCCGAGUUAGUCCCUGCAGCUAGUGCUUGAAGACCUUCUGGGCUCCUUGUGGCACCAGGUCCUGUGUGCAUGCAUGACCUGCAAUAGAGCCCACCGACCGCAUGGAAGUCCUCUGGCUAGAGUCUGAUGCCUGGUGGCUUACUGGACAUCUCAGUCAAGGCUGAAAGGUAUAUUUUGGGCACACAGUGAAAAGUGAGCCAUAGAUGGAGCUUCUUGCUGAUCACAUUGACACUGUCUGUGUUUGAUUUGCUGAGCUCUUGGAUGUUGGGAGUGUAGCAGGCACAGGAGGUACCUCUGCAGAAGGAAGGUGGAGGGCCGAGGCCUUGCCUUUCCAUAUUCACCUAGGUCUUGUCUUUCAACUUGUUGGUAGAAGUUACAAAUUAUUCUCAAAACUAUCUGUCUCAUCAUGAGGAAAAAGGAACUUUCUUUUGUUCCUAUUCAGGACUUGGAGGUAUAGUGCCAUAAAAUGUAGCAAAAGCCCAUACCAGCCAGAUCAGUGUUACAUUGAUUCUAAGAUUACAGUAUCUCCCAUCAAACAUCUGCUGUAGGCGAGGGAGUGGAUUUGAAGAGGGGGUUGAAAGAAAGGAAGCAUCCUCUUGCUUUAGACUAGUACGUGCAUCAAAUGCUUACAGCAGAAGUUUGUACAGGUAAGAGAAACUGCCAAUGACGUUCUGUGGAGCCUGGCUUUGGGCAGCUGCUCAUCAUUGAGGAAGUGGCAGGACUUGGGGGAAGUUAUGUGUGAGUGUUGUCAAGUCCUGAAGUUCUAUGAUGCACUGUGGCCCUAGAAAAAGAAGAUGAAGCCUCCACUGACCACUGUGUCCUCUCUGACUUGGCCAGCCUGAUGGUCCUUCCUUCUACUCUGUGUAGUCAUUCCUAAGCCCCACAGAGGGAGUGCAAACAUUUCUCACUGUGCUGCUGAUGUUCUGACCUGGUGUGUCUGACAGUUGCAUCAGGCUUUGCAGAACAAACGUGAUUCACUUAAACGUUCACACACAGCAACACUGAAAUCCUACAGACCAAACAAACCCACUUGUCAGCAGGAGCCAUGGUCCAGCCCAACACCUGUGCUUUCGUAGCCGAGGCCAGCCAUGUUGGGAAGAGCCAUGCCAAGGGUCCAGGCUGCUGUAGUCCAUCUGUGCCCUACUCAUUUGGGGACAGGUGGUUUUUCUUGUAAACUUGUGGACUUUUGAAACCUGUUGACUAAACAGUAAUUAAUUUAUAUUUGUGAAAAAUGCCACUGUCCUGGUGAUUUCUGAUGUAAAUAAUGUUGUUUAUAUAGUAUGUAUUAAAUUUUCCUACAUUGUAAAA
Molecule: messenger RNA, 14903 nt
Organism: Mus caroli (Ryukyu mouse)
Lineage: Eukaryota; Metazoa; Chordata; Mammalia; Rodentia; Muridae
Gene: Chd2
Product: chromodomain helicase DNA binding protein 2
Biological process (GO): nucleosome organization
Cellular component (GO): nucleus; chromatin
Molecular function (GO): chromatin binding; ATP binding; ATP-dependent chromatin remodeler activity
Source: RefSeq, a predicted model, not a curated record